This is a messenger RNA of Oncorhynchus tshawytscha (Chinook salmon), 1107 nucleotides long. It is a transcript of the gene colec10, whose product is annotated as collectin sub-family member 10 (C-type lectin). The transcript has 7 exons. Lineage: Eukaryota; Metazoa; Chordata; Actinopteri; Salmoniformes; Salmonidae. The record is from RefSeq and is a predicted model, not a curated record. Bases 40 to 858 code for a protein of 272 amino acids.
AUGGUCCUUGUGCUGUAUUGAAGCCUCAUACUAAAGGACAUGAAACAUCACGACUUCAGCAGGAGGCUACUGGUGCUCUCUGUCCUUUCAACUAUCUUUGAUUCUCUUAAUGCGGUCGAAGUCUGUUCCAACACUAUUCUGCCAGGAUCUAAAGGAGACCAGGGUGAAGGGGGAGGCGAGGGAGACCAGGGACGGCUGGGAAAGACCGGCCCACCAGGACUACUAGGUCUGACAGGGGAGCUCGGAGAUAAAGGAGAGCAGGGCCGGACGGGGAAGAUGGGUCCUGCUGGAGACCAAGGAGACGCAGGAGACGCAGGAGUUGAUGGACCCUCUGGACUGAAAGGGAAAGCAGGGGCAACAUGUGACUGUGGGAGGUACAGGAAGGUCGUUGGACAGAUGGACAUCAAUGUCAGAAAGCUGAAGAAUGCAAUCAAGUUUGUGAAAAAUGUCAUUUUAGGCAUAAAGGAAACGGAGGAGAAAUUUUACCUGAUUGUGAAAGAGGCCAGAAAGUACCGAGAGGCUCUGAUAAACUGUAAGCUGAGGGGCGGUCUGCUCGCCAUGCCCAAAACAACAGACACCAACACCCUGAUAGCAGACUACGUCACCCAGGCCGGCCUUACCCAGGUCUUCAUCGGGCUGCAGGCUGGGCAGAAGGGGGGAGGACCUGUUUACGCAGACCUGACCCCAGUGAGGAACUAUACAGCCUGGGGCCUAGAGGAGCCAUCAGGGGCACCUUCCAACACCAGCUGUGUGAAGAUGGUCAGCACAGGCACCUGGAACCAGGUGGAGUGUGACAUCACCAUGUACUACGUGUGCGAGUUCAAGAAGAGCAGGAGAGGUCUCGCCGCCGUGCUGUGAUGUCAUCAAGUCGGUGGAAAGUUGUUGACGUGGACAUUAGACCUUUAUGCUAAGACAGAAACCAGUAGUACUUUAACCUAAUAGUUAAACAUGUAGCCUUAUAGUAACUAGACAAAGGUCAUUGAUAUAACCUAGCCUAUUGAUAUUAAUGAGAGAUAAAAGUUGGUAUCCAUGGGGGCCUCCCGAGUGGCGCAGCGGUCUAAGGCACUGCAUCGCAGUGCUAGAGGUGUCACUACAGACCCGGGUUUG